Messenger RNA from Dacryopinax primogenitus, 2911 nucleotides. RefSeq lists its product as uncharacterized. The coding region runs from base 1 to 2859 and encodes 952 amino acids. Gene Ontology annotation, molecular function: guanyl-nucleotide exchange factor activity. Gene Ontology annotation, cellular component: Golgi to plasma membrane transport vesicle; cell tip. The record is from RefSeq and is a predicted model, not a curated record. Lineage: Eukaryota; Fungi; Basidiomycota; Dacrymycetes; Dacrymycetales; Dacrymycetaceae. The transcript is spliced from 2 exons. Gene Ontology annotation, biological process: exocytosis.
AUGGCCGAAGUAGAGGAUUCGGGAUCACGGCCGGCCGAAGUCCUUGACCCUCAAGCGGAAGAUAUACCAGGCGGCUUCGAGGAGCCCAGAGACCAGGCCUCUACUGCGCCUGAUCCGGAAGUCAAGACAGAACUAGCAGAAAUAGAGGGGGUACCAUCUGAAGAGGUGAAACUGGAUGAAAAGGAAGAAAUACCACAAGAGCCAGUAGCAGAAAAGUCGAGCAACGUUGAUGCAGCUGUGCAGGUGGAUGAAGUUUCCCUCGCGCCUCCAGACAACGAGCUCGGAGACCCGGACGAGCCACACAUCUUGGUCAUUGAAUCACUACGUGCCCAAACAGCCGAUCUAAUUUCGCAGGUCACUCAACUCAAUGCGAAGCUCGUCAAGUCCUACGAUCGAGUAUCAGAUUUGGAAGAUGACGUGCACGUCUCCAAUCAGAAUCUCCGUGCCGCGAAGUUAAAGGUCACUGCUCUAGAGCUCGAGCGAAACGAACAUCUUUCUGCCCUCAACACAGGCUUACUAGUCGAACGAGAGCAUGUCACCCAAGAGCUCAAGGGCAUGAUGGAGCGCGUCUCGGAUGAAGCUGCUCAACGUGGACAGGCAGAGACGGCGAAGAAGGCUAUCGAGAAAGACCUGGAUGACCUCAGCGCCGCUUUGUUCGCUCAGGCAAAUGCAAUGGUUGCGGAAGCCCGUCUUGAUCGUGCACGAAGCGCUCGACGUCUAGGAGAAUGCGAAGAGGCUCUGAAGGGUGCUGAAGAGGUGGUAAUGAUGGUGCAAAAGCAGAUGCAAGACCUUCGGGAGGAUAAGGAGCGAAGUGAUCGAGAGCUUGAGAGGAUGCAAGAGCUCAUGGGGAAGGGCAAGUAUGUGGAGAAGGAGAAGGCAGUGGUUGUUCUGCCUUUGCGGUUGAUGAACUCGCAUUUGCCUUUCAAGGAGUUCAUGGAUUUCCUCAGCCACCUUCGCAGCAUUCGCCCGACAACACAAUCACCACCGGCGAUUCACACGCUUCUCACUUUACCCUUUCUUACUCGACUCAUCACCGAGGACACUGAUUCCACAGUCCGCUUCGAUCUUGCUCCAUCUUUGAACUGGCUCACAAGGCGAUCGUUCACUACCGCCCUUCAGCAAGGUCUUCUUUUGAUUGAACCCCUGCAUACUUCAUCACUACAGGUUGAAUCCGCCUCCAUCCUGACGUUUUCGUCAUCCUCAGAAGUCUUGUGUGGCCUUUGUGGAUGUCCAGUGUUUGGGCACCAAGCUCGAACUCCCGGUGCUUCCGGCAGUCUGCCUUUGCCUCAUGCAUCUGCCAAACCGAAUUCAACUGCCAACAACUCGGCUUCAUCUUGGACAACCUCGCGUUUUCUGAAAUCCAAUCCCCUGACAGCCUUGAACAGUGCGCGAGUUGGAUCUGUGCCGAACUCUAGUUAUAUUGCCACACCCCCUCCCACUCCUCUCCCCGAGGCCAUUAUUCACGUCUUCCGACUAUCGACUCCCCCAUCACAGAAGCCAGCCAGCCCGUAUCCUUUGUGCCAGUCUGGUUGGUGCCUUGCUCGUCUGCGGACGACUUGCGAACUGUGGGGCUUUGUACGUCGCGGUGUCAUCGACCAUGUAUGGGACGACGAUAUCCCUACUAAUGCAACGCCGCCUCCCGCUGUCCCACCAAGGAAACGCAUGGGAAGUCGAAUUGGAUUUUGGGGCAUGGGUAGUUCAGACAAUGUGUCGGCACCGUCAUUAUCAGUGCCACCGGUAUAUGCCCCACCCACCAACGAUUCCAAACCCCCUCUUCCGCCGCGCAGACAUUCCGAGAUGCCAAACGCCCCAGCUACACCUCCCAGGAGACGAGUGCCGCCUGUUAUCAAGCCGGCUGUAGUCGAGACCCCUCCAACGCCUGGUCCAAGCGCCAAUGGAGACGUGGGAAAGGUAUCUUUGGAUGACCCGACCACAGAUGGGUCUGGUGAAACCAGCGGCACUGGGGAAAAGGCUGAAACUGCAGCUGUCGAGGAGCCAGUGGAGGAAAGCGACAAUGCCGUGGUAAGGGUCGAGUCAGCAACUGAGGCCGAACAGAGUGCACCUGCACCAAAAACUGAGGAUGAGACAAGCGACGUGAAGAUUGAAGAGGCAGCUGCGGAGGGUAAUCUGGAGGAAGCUGCUGCAUCCAAAGACAAGGAGUCAUCUCCCGAUGAGCCGACUGUUAAUGGCACUCACCCUGACACGCCUCCUCAAAGUGCUACUACGGAAAGUCCAACUACCCCUAUGUCUGCACCUCCUCCCAUUCCCCGGCGCGCUGCUGCCCGCAAUCGCAGCACGCCAGGUACACCGACUGGCGCCACGCCUGGCGACUCAUCUGAGAAGCCAGUGACGCCUCUACCUCCCGCGUCACCCACCAAGGAAGUUGCCCCUGUCUCGGCCGUGGAAAUUACCCCUCCGCGCCUUACUUCUGACGCGGAGAACGAAGAUUUCUUAUCCGCUCCAUCCUCGCCUAAGUCGAAGCCAAGCUCACCGACAGAACUGAAGAUCGCACCGUUGGAUAUUCCUACUCUUGUCGAGGCAGUACAAGAAGUGGCACCGAUUGUCAAUGGUACUUCUGAGCAUAUACCUGAUAUAUCCCCCAUUCCACCCACUUUCGAGGAAAAGCCGCGUUUACCACCUCCGAUGCCUCCCCGGCGUCAAGUGCCACCCAAGACUUUUGACAUCCCUGAACCAUCGCCGAUCUCUCCACUCAGCCUUCUGGAGGAAGCUGGUUACACUAACGACGUUAACUGGGAGGAGAAAGCGUGGCGGGAGCUUGUGCGCUUGAGGGAGGAUAUGUUCCUGGCGCGGAUUGGCGCCGUUAGAGCCGACCCGGCGAGCGUGCUGAGCACUGCGUGAUUUUUAGUCCAUACGUACAUAUUUCUAUAGGUCUGGCCUGUUUCGAUUGUAC